Moneuplotes crassus is the source of this 3259-nucleotide messenger RNA. Lineage: Eukaryota; Ciliophora; Spirotrichea; Euplotida; Euplotidae. The record is from the annotation of a GenBank genome assembly.
UUCCCACUAAAAGUCAUGAAAGCUUUAAUAAAUUCUUUAGGGCAAUCUAAAUAAACGGAGAAAGAAGAGAGACAAGGAGUCUUCAUCGGAAAGGAUUUACGAUUACUUCUAUGGGCCUUACUCCAAACACUAUCUUUGGACUCUGACAGGGAACAACAAAUGGAUGAGCUUUGAAAAUGAUCCUCGCAUUGUUAGAGACAACAACUUCCAAUGGGAGCAAUUGACUAACCUCAUUGUCAAUUCAAAAGCAGAUGAUUUCUAUAAGAUUAUGGAGAAAUUUAACAAGGACAAAAAUCGGAGGAAAAGGAACGCUGAAGAAAUGAAACUUGCUAAUAGCCAUAACACUAGUCAACAAGUUGGCAGUAUUUUGCUAUAGUUUUAUGGUAUAGUAGAAGAAACCAGACCCGUUGUUAAAAGUCGCCUCAGAAGUCAGAUUGAUAUAGUGAAUGCAACGAUGAAGAAGUUCCAAGAGCCAGUCCUUAAGAGGAAGACCACUAGAACACCUCUCGAUUCUUUAAUUCCAAGAGGUAAAGAGGCUAUUAAAAAUUGUUUCUAGACUCUAAUUGAAAAUUUGAUAUAGAUAGUGGAACUAAUCUGACUCCUAAGGUUAGCAGAAACCUUGAAUGGUCUCAAUACGGGACGGAAAACAUCAGAGCAUCUAUGAGCAUUAUUGAAAGCGAAAGCGAAUCAUCUGUUGAUACUCCAAAAUCUACUAAUGUAAUAUGCUUCAUUACUUUAUAUAGAGAAGCAGAUUUGGCAAUAAUCCUAAUCCCGAAAAAUCUUCUUUCAAGACUAGUAAAAAUAGUGAAGAAGAGAAGAAAAUUUCAGGUGCUAGUUACACUUUCUCAAAAUCUGAGGAUUCGAAAACAUCAAUUUCAAGUGAUUCUUACAUUUCAUCAUCAAGUUCAUCCAGUGAAGUCCACUUCAGAAUCAAUGUACACGAUGAAACUGAACUGAAGGAAACAAACCCGAUCACUAUUCAUAUUGGAGAUCUACAGAGCGCUACAAAUACUCUUAAUAAUUCUGAAGAAAACAGGCCUGCUCCAAAACGCCCAAAGAUGACUCUCAAUAUUGACAAGGUAAAGAGCGAAAUGAAAUAAAUGGAACAAUCCUAUUAAAAAGAAUAGAAUCAAGAAGGCAUCGGUACAGAAAACAGAUAGCAUGGAACAAUCCCUAUAUGGCAACGAAGACACUGGAAGCUCUACACAAAGAAGGAAGAUGAGAAGGAAACUAUUUUCCAAGCUCAAACGGUUUAAGACCUUAGAGUUUAAAACUACGAAUCAACUUGUGGCUGACUUGAAAGAGAGCCUCGAGGCCAAUAAGCUUAAUGCUGCCCAAGGGAAACCUAAGGUGAAGAGAAGAAGGAAAAGGUUUAAAACAAAUGCUAGGUUAAAGAGGAAAUCAAGCAAAAACUUAAAAUUUCAGUUCAAUGGGAUCAGCAAAAAUACAAACAACCUCCAUCCUAAUUACCUUCCUAAUGCAACUCUCUCUAAAAGUGAAAAUAUUUCAGUCCAAGAAAUAAAGAAGGAGAUGAGGAAGUCAAGAUCUAGAAUGGAAAGCCUAAUACUAAAAAGUCACUCAGCAUUAAGCAGAAAAUCAGCAUUUACUAAUGCUGCAGCUUCUCCAAGCAAGCUAGAUGAGAUUGAGAGGACAUAUAGCCUCUCAAAGCUUAACUCAAACGUUGAAGCAUCAAUUCAAUCUCAAGUAACUACAUCUUCAAAUUAUAAGACACGAAGUAAUGUCAAGCAAGACAGAAGCUCAUCUUUUCAAUCAGAAAAGUUCAAGAAUUUAGAUCUCAAAAGACUAAUGUCCCCUGAAAAGAAAAGGAGCAUCUCUUUGAUGUCAAAAUCUGAGUCAAGUAGUUUUUCGAAUAGCUCAGAGACAACUAAGCCUAAAAUCAUUGAAGAAGAUCCCACUGGAAAAAAGAUUGAAAAUAGCAAGGAAAGUAAACCAGCUGAAAAUAAACCUCUCGAGAUGAUAAAGGUGCCGACUGUAGAUACCAAGCACUUCCUUGAGACUGAUGUUAGCCCAGUUGCCGAAAAGUCUCAGGAGUCAGACUCUUUCAACUUCAAGAGUGAGGAAAAAGACUCAUUGAUAAAACCAUGAGCAUUAGGAAAUGAACAAGAAUCUAAAAAGCACAAAAUAAUUAUCAACAAUAAGACUCUCUUAAACCCCUAUGGACAUCCUGAGAUUCCAAAAUCUAUAACCAGACGAUCCAUAUUCACCAGAAAUGCCCAAAAAGCUACCUCAAAUGCGUACUCCCCCUAUCUAAACCCUCUAGAAACCCUUCUGUCCCCUACAAACCUAUUCUAUGAAAAUCCCCCGCCCCAUUCUCCAAAUCUCCCCCAAAACCCCCACUCAAAACGCAGCCAGCCUCCUCCAAAAAUCCCUGUCUCAAAAGGAAGAGGCCUCAAAGCCCCUUAGUGAUGUUCAGCCCAGAGCCUCUGAGACAUGCCAAAAUUGUAAGACUUUGGUUGUAACAGUACAGAGGGUUAAGAAAUCUAACAUUUCAACCGUGGCUUCACCGAGGAUAAGGAAGAUCAAAGCUGAGAAAGGAAGGAAGUAAGUGGCCGAUAAAGAGGUGUAGAGAUAGGGGUUUGUAUAGGCUUGGGUGGUGUUAAGAUGGGUAUUAAUGAAGCUAAAGCAGAUGUUUUGAACUUUGAUUUUUGGGGAGAUAUUGACUUGGAAUUUUAGAAAACUUACCUUUACGGGUGUCAAACCCAGAAACGAUACAGAUUUAGUUGUCCUAAAAGACUUGAAAAUGCCCAUUUCUCCUAAUCCAAGGAGUAGAGUAGGGUUUACUGGAGGAGCGAUUACCUCUAUAAGAUCUCCCAAAGCAGCAUCCAAAUAUUCAAUAUUUUCAGGGUCAACCACUUGAAAGAGUCCGAAGAGAUCCACCAUAACUCACGAAAGAGUGAAUAGUACAACACAAAAAUACUCAACAAGAGCAGAAAGCAGAAUCAGUGAUAUGAUAUCGAAUAGGCUUAAAAAUAAACGUAGAUUAAGAAGUCCUAUCAAUCAGUAAGUCUCACAAAUAUCUCUAAGAUUUGAGCACCUAUUAUUUCCUUCAGAACGUCAUACACAAGAUUCCAAGCAUGUUCUAACUCUUCAAGGUUUGCUUUUUGAACAAAAUAUGUUGAAUAAAUCUUUUCACAUUUACUUAAAACAUAAAACUCAUAACCUCAAUAUAGAUCCAAGUUAAGAUUCAAAUCUCCAUCGUUCUCAAUGGAAACACAUUUUGUAUUUUAAAAAUAUAUCA